GGAAAAAAUCAUUAACCAUUCCAUGUAGUGAAGGUAUGUUUCUAAAUAUUUUUAAAGAUGAAAUUCAAAGAUAUUCACCUGCUAGGCGUUUUUAUCUAUGUUCAUUCAUGGGAGAAGAAGGUGAUGAGAAGUUAAGGAAUUUACUUGGUAACGAAGAUUGGGCAAUUAGAUAUUAUGACAAUAAUCAAUAUGCUUACGUGGAUAUUAUUAAUAAUCAAAUAAAAGUAGUAUGGAAAGAAGUUGGGUUGGUAGAAGCAAAUGGUAGUAGUAUCUCUUCAUCAAAUAUAAUUAUUAGUUUUUCAAUAGAUAAAGGAA
Messenger RNA from Entrophospora candida, 315 nucleotides. The record is from the annotation of a GenBank genome assembly. Lineage: Eukaryota; Fungi; Glomeromycota; Glomeromycetes; Entrophosporales; Entrophosporaceae.